Molecule: messenger RNA, 447 nt
Organism: Triticum turgidum subsp. durum (durum wheat)
Lineage: Eukaryota; Viridiplantae; Streptophyta; Magnoliopsida; Poales; Poaceae
Source: the annotation of a GenBank genome assembly
AUGAAGUGGGAAGAAUAUUUCCCCAGUAUACCCUUAGUGCAGCCACCACACUACAAAGCAGAAGUUCUCUGUUGCCCAAAACCAACAACCGUUUGUGAUUAUUUGUUCCGGAGGCAAUCAGAAUGUCACAACAGAAAUCAAUACAAUACAUGCUUUUGGAUGUUAGUGAAAUCUGGAGAAGGUGAAAACAAAGCUAAGGAGAUACUGAAGGACACAUUACCAAAGGACAAGAACGAGUUACUUUUUCAACGAUUUCAAAUGAACUACAACAAUGAACCGGCUAUGUUUCGAAAGGGUUCAUGUGCUUACCGUCAAAAGGUGGGAGAAUUUGCAGAGGUGGAAGCCAAUGGUGAUGUUGUUACAAGAGAGCGGUGGGAUGUGGCGGUGGCCCACGUAGACAUGGGGCCAGACUUUUGGAGAAAGCACCCUUAUGUUUUCAACAGAUGA